Molecule: messenger RNA, 798 nt
Organism: Prunus armeniaca (apricot)
Lineage: Eukaryota; Viridiplantae; Streptophyta; Magnoliopsida; Rosales; Rosaceae
Source: the annotation of a GenBank genome assembly
AUGGAAGUAUUUUAUAACACGGAGGAUAAAGCUCUUAUGUUGCUAACAUCAUUGCCUCCGUCUUAUAAGCAUUUUCAAACUGCGCUUAUGUUGGGAAAGAGUUCCUUGAAUUUUGAGGAAGUGGUGCAGGACAUCAUGAUGCAUCACGUGAUUACUCAACAUUCGGGAGAUACCUCUCAAGAUGAAGGUCUAGUUGCAAAUAUCGAAGAGAGAGGUCGUUCAAAAGAUAAGAAGAAAAAAGGGAAAAAGGAAACUGACACAACUGAGGUCGUUACAGAUGACGGUGGUGAACUUUUGUGUAUCAAUAGCAAUGUUAAUUCUAAUGUAUCUGCUAUUUCUUCAAAGGCUUUCUCUUCUGACUGGAUUUUGGAUUUCGGGUGCUCAUAUCAUAUGUGUUCAAACAAGGAGUGGUUUGAUACAUAUGAGAAAGAAGAAGAAGGCGAAGUGAUGAUGGGGGACGGCUCAGUUUGUAGAGUCAAAAGCAUCGAUUCUAUCAAGGUGAAGAUGCAUGAUUGCUUUGUUCGAUUAUUGGGGAUGGUGAGAUACAUUACAAAGUUGUCUAAGAAUCUCAUUUCCCUUGAUAGUCUUGAUAAGAGUGGUUAUACUUUUAAAGCUAAUAGAGGGAAGCUCAUAAUCUCAAAGGGUUCACUUGUGAUUAUAAAGCCGAAGAUUCAACCUAAUUGCCUAUAUAGACUGUGUGGUACAGUAGUGACAGGUGGAGCAGUUGUAUCCACUAGCAAGGACUUGGAAGAUGAAACUCAACUUUGGCACUUGAGGUCGGGGCACAUAAGUGAGUAA